Cynara cardunculus var. scolymus (artichoke) is the source of this 2322-nucleotide messenger RNA. RefSeq names its product ent-kaur-16-ene synthase, chloroplastic-like. Gene Ontology annotation, cellular component: chloroplast. The transcript is spliced from 14 exons. Gene Ontology annotation, biological process: gibberellin biosynthetic process. NCBI's taxonomy places the organism in Eukaryota, Viridiplantae, Streptophyta, Magnoliopsida, Asterales, Asteraceae. The record is from RefSeq and is a predicted model, not a curated record. Gene Ontology annotation, molecular function: terpene synthase activity; magnesium ion binding. The coding region runs from base 1 to 2322 and encodes 773 amino acids.
AUGGUGGUCUCUUUGUCGAGUAGAGGACCUCGGCUGUGGGUGGUUGAUUGUUGCAGGGAUCAUAGGCGUAAUCCGUUAGUUUUUCGCAUAUCUUCUUCGCAUGCUGCACAAGCUAAACCUAAUGUUCAGACACUUGAUAUGACCAAAGAACGAAUCAAGAAACUGCUGAGCAAUGUGGAACUUUCUGUAUCUUCAUAUGACACAGCCUGGGUAGCCAUGGUUCCUUCUCCAAACUCUCCCAAUUCCCCUUGUUUCCCUCAAUGUCUGAACUGGGUGAUGGAUAAUCAGCUUAAGGAUGGUUCAUGGGGUCUUCAUCAUCAUCAUCAUCAUCCCCCAUUACUUAAAGAUUCUCUUUCUUCAACAUUAGCAUCUAUUCUUGCAUUAAAACGAUGGAAUCUCGGGGAACACCAAAUUAACAAGGGUCUAUGUUUUAUCGAGUCAAAUUUUGCUUCAGCCACUGACGAGAAUCAACCAUCUCCGAUUGGUUUUGAUAUUAGUUUUCCUCAUAUGCUCGAGUAUGCCAAAGAAUUGAACAUAAGUCUCCCGUUAAACCAAACAGAUUUGAGUGUGAUGAUACAUCAGAGAGAAUUGGAGCUCAGACGAUGUUGUUCAAGGCAGAAGGAAGCGUACCUCGCAUAUAUUUCAGAAGGACUCGGAAAUUACCAUGAUUGGAACAUGGUGAAGACAUAUCAGAUGAAGAACGGUUCUCUUUUCAAUUCGCCUUCAGCAACAGCAGCUGCUCUUAUUCAUCAUCAAAAUGCUGGCUGUCUUGAUUAUCUAACUUCACUUGUGAAUAAGUUUGGGAAUGCAGUCCCGACAGUUUACCCUCACGAUUUAUAUGUUCGACUUCACAUGGUUGACACACUUGAAAGAUUAGGAAUCGCACGGCAUUUCAGGACGGAAAUCCAAAAUGUUUUAGAUGAAACAUACAGAUACUGGGUGCAAAGGGAUGAACAAAUAUUCAUGGACGUUGUCACUUGUGCUCUAGCCUUUCGGAUAUUAAGGACCAACGGGUAUGAAGUCUCCUCAGAUCCAUUAACUGAAUCUACAAAAAGGGGGGACUACAUGAAUUUACUUGAAGAGCCUUUCAAAGACAUACAUGCAGCUCUUGAAGUGUAUCAUGCAUCACAGAUUAUGCAUCAAGAAGAGUUGUCUUCAAUCCCUUCAAACAGUCUCAAUAAAUUCAUUCACAAACAGGUGGGCGUCACGCUUAAGUUCCCCUUCAACGCUGGUUUAGAACGCAUGUCCACUAGAAGAAAUAUAGAGCAUUACAAAGUGGAAGAUGCAAGAAUCUUGAAAACGACUUAUCGUUCACCAAACAUUAGCAACGAAGAUUACAUAAGGUUGGCUGUGGAAGAUUACAAUGCAUGCCAAUCUAUUUACCGCGAGGAACUGAAAGGUCUUGAAAGGUGGGUGGUGGAGAAUAGAUUGGACAAGCUCAAGUUUGCAAGGCAGAAGACAGCCUACUGUUACUUUUCUGCUGCUUCAACACUUCCUUCGCCUGAACUAUCGGAUGCCCGUAUUUCAUGGGCCAAAAAUAGCAUUCUUGUUGGGAUGAUUGAUGACUUCUUUGAUGUUGGAGGGUCUAUGGAUGAAUUGCUGAACCUGAUUCAGUCAGUUGAAAAAUGGAAUGUAGAUGUUGAUGAUGCUUGUUGUUCAGAGGAAGUUCGGAUUAUAUUUUUAGCGCUGAAGGAUACAGUUUAUUGGAUUGAUGAGAAAGCUUCAAAACGGCAAGCACGAAAUAUAACAAGUCAUCUAAUAGAAAUUUGGUUGGAUGUGUUGAAGAGUAUGUUAAGAGAGGCAAUAUGGACGAUAGAUGGUCGGGUACCGACAAUAAACGAGUAUAUGGAAAACGGUUAUGUAUCACUUGCAUUGGGCCCGAUUGUACUCCCGGUUCUUUACUUUAUCGGUCCAAGAUUGUCAGAGGAAAUUGUUCGGAGCUCCGAAUAUCACAAGCUAUUUAAAUUAAUGAGCACCGAGGGUCGCCUUUUGAACGAUAUCCGAGGCUACAAGAGAGAACUGAAAGCGGGCAAAUUAAACGCUGUAACGUUACACAUGCGUCAUGCCAAGUGCGGUCUUGUGGAAGAAAAGGUCGUCGAGGAGAUAAAGAUUUUGAUCGAAGAUCAAAGGAGAGAAUUGAUGAGAUUAGUUUUGCAAACGAAAGGAAGCAUUGUUCCCAAAGCUUGCAAAGAUACGUUUUGGAACAUGUCGAACGUGUUGAAUCUAUUUUAUGCAAAGAAUGAUGGGUUCACCAGAAAUGACAUCCUUGAUAUUGUCCAACAAAUCAUCUAUGAACCGGUAUCCCACCCGUUGAUGCGCUGA